UCUGUGUUCACUGUUCACUGGCUCUGACCGGGAAAGGCCAUUCAUUCAAUUUAUUUCAAUACUUAAUACUUUAAUACCUAAAGUAUCGUUUCUCUGUUAGAGAUAUAACACAAUGAACAAAGAAGUUGCUGUGUCCUUCCAGCUGGAAGAAGUUUAUUCAGAAGUACCCAUCCAGCCAUUUUGUAUCUUACCACAAAUGGAAACAGAAUUUCAAUACAGGGUCCGCCCUAACUUGCAAUAUCUACCCUCACUCAAAUGCUUGGUGUAUCUUAACGACCCUCAACAUGUUACAUUUAUCAAUUAUUCCAAUUUGAAUGAACAUUCCCUGCGAAUUAAUAUGAUCAAUGAUGAUUUAACUCCUUCAACUUUCUCACUGCAUCCUGAGAAGAAUCUACUAGCACUUGGUAUCCUUUCUCAAUACUAUGAAUACGAGCACAGAAUCCCUGCUCACAUACAGUUUCUCAAGAUGCCAGAAAAUCCUUUCCAGGCAACAGUUAUCACCUCUUCACAGUUUGUGAAUCCACAUUUGUAUGAGUGCAGAAUUCAUAAGAUGAAAAUUUUCCCUGAUGGUUCUAAACUCUUUGUUACAUAUUCAAGAGAACAAGAAGGUUCUUGGUGCAAGAUAUUUACAUUUCCAGAAUCAUGCAAUGAUGAAGGUAAUAAUCAAUCAACGAGAUGGUCAAAAGAAAGAUGGAGCAUGCCUGAUAACGUCCAGACAGUACCUUGUGAAGAAAUUGAUAUUUUUAAGCAAGGAUUUCCAACUAUUGAUGAAAAUGUGAAGAAAAUGGAAGAUGAGGAUUUAACAGAGGAUGAAUAUUUCAAGAUAUACAAUGCAAGAUAUUUUUCUAGCAAUCUUGAUGGUGGGUUUUUUUGCCUGGCGAUUUCACCAGACACUACACGGAUACUGGCUGGUACAAAUGAUGGCGAAAUCUAUGUAAUUGACAGCACUACAUUAAAAGUACUGCACUGUAAACGUGAAUAUGGGUAUUGUAAGACCGUGACAGGUUGUCAUUAUAAUCCUCUAUUUGGAAAUGAAGAGUUUGCAGUUUGUAAUGAGAUGGGUGUAUUUGAUAUCUGGAAUAUUACCACAUUGGAUGAUGCAAAUGAAGAUGCAAAUAAAGUGCAUCAUUUGCAGUUCCCACCUGGUACAAGCAAUUGUGUUUACUCUCCAGAUGGGCGGUUCAUUGCAUUGACCUCGGGCAAAGAUUUUAAGACGUACAUUAUUUCAUCCACCUCUGGAAAUACUUUGUUAACUCUACAGUAUCCAGGGGAGGAAAGUCAAAACGACCACCAUAAUACCUAUUUUUUGGCUUCAAGCUUGUUUUAUGGAAAUUUAUGCAAAGUGGCUGCUAUUCAUGAUGAUCAUAAGAUUUGUCUGUGGAAAUUACCAGUAAUAUAUAGUUUAAAGACAUUAUGUUUGAUAUUUUUAAAUGCAAAUAUAAGGUAUAAUGACAUCAAACAUUUGCUUUUACCAGAAUUGUUGAAAAAGAGUCUGAAAUACUUGUAUGUGUAACAAAAAACGUUUGACAUUUUGGACAAUUCUUUGUGAAAGAUGAUAUUUAAUAUUUUUGUAGUUGUAAUUAGAUCUGGGAAAAAGAUCGAUGUCAGGACUUGAUGAAUUAUCACACUGUCAAAAGUUUCUCGAUUUUCGCCUUUUUUCCCAGUCUCGAAAAGGUCUGUAAGGUUGUAUUUAAGUUGUAACUAGAAAAUAUUUUUCAUGGUAAAGACUGAAGUGAUGAAAUAGCUCUCUAUGAAAAUGCUUAUUGGCAUUUCGAAUCAUCUUAAAUAUUGUCUAACUCUAAUCCAUUACGAAAACAGUUAGAAGAAUCUUAGUUAAAAGUUUCGAAACCAUUAAGAAAACAGUUAGAAGAAUCUUAGUUAAAAGUUUCAACAAAGCUUGGCUCAA
Dendronephthya gigantea is the source of this 1906-nucleotide messenger RNA. RefSeq lists its product as uncharacterized. The record is from RefSeq and is a predicted model, not a curated record. The coding region runs from base 113 to 1513 and encodes 466 amino acids. The transcript has 3 exons. NCBI's taxonomy places the organism in Eukaryota, Metazoa, Cnidaria, Anthozoa, Malacalcyonacea, Nephtheidae. Gene Ontology annotation, molecular function: protein binding.